AUGCCUCGGGGGCACAAGAGUAAGCUCCGGGCCUGUGAGAAACGCCAGCAGGCCCGUGGUGAAACUCAGGGUCUCCAGGAUGCUCAGGCUACCACAGCAGCAGAAGAGGAGUCCACUCCCUCCCCCUCUCCUCAGCCUGGAGCUGUUGUCCAGAGCCCACCAGCUGCUGCUGGGUCAUGUAGCACUUCCCAGGGGCCUCGAAGAGCACCAGCCACCACCACUGCUUCUGCAAGCGUUUCUUACACUACAUCUGGUAAAGCUUCCGACAGCCAAGAUGAGGCUAGAGCAAGCACCCCCAAGGCUCAACCCUCCACUGAGAGUUCAGGCCUAGAUUCUUUAAGCAAGAAGGCUGUGUUGUUGGAGCAGUACCUUCUGUACAAGUACAAAAUGAAACAGCCCGCCAUGAAGGCAGACAUGCUGAAGAUUAUCAACCCAAACUAUGAAGACCGCUUUGCUGAGAUUCUCAAGAAAGCCUCUGAGCACAUUGAAGCUGUCUUCGCGUUAGAACUGAAAGAAGUCGACUUACCCAGUCGCUCAUAUGAUCUUGUCAGCAAAUUGAAGCUCCCCAACAAUGGGAGGGUGCGAGGUGGCAGAGGGUUACCCAAGACCGGCCUCCUGAUGAAUAUCCUGGGUAUGAUCUUCAUAAAGGGCAACUGUGCCUCUGAAGAGGAUGUCUGGAAGUUCCUGAGUAUGAUGCAAGUAUAUGCUGGGAGGAAGCACUACAUCUAUGGGGAGCCCAGGAAGCUCAUCACCAAAGAUUUGGUGAGGCUGCAAUACCUGGAGUACCGGCAGGUGCCCAACAGUGAUCCUCCACGCUAUGAAUUCCUGUGGGGCCCGAAAGCCCACGCUGAAACCAGCAAGAUGGAAGUCCUGAAGUUCAUGGCAAAAAUCAGUGAUACCGUCCCCAGUGCUUUCCCAUGCUAUUAUGAAGAAGCUUUGCGAGAUGAAGAAGAGAAAGCCCGAGCCAUAGAUGCAGCCAGGGCUACUGCCAAAGUCUGUGCACCUUCUGGGGCCCAAAAUAAAGUAAAAGAUUGUCAAUUCCUGUCUUCCUUAUCUUUUUUAUUUUUUAGUCUGUUGAUCAGUAAAAUUAAAUGA
Messenger RNA from Equus quagga, 1095 nucleotides. RefSeq names its product melanoma-associated antigen B5-like. The coding region runs from base 1 to 1095 and encodes 364 amino acids. Gene Ontology annotation, cellular component: nucleus. The transcript is spliced from 2 exons. The record is from RefSeq and is a predicted model, not a curated record. Lineage: Eukaryota; Metazoa; Chordata; Mammalia; Perissodactyla; Equidae. Gene Ontology annotation, biological process: negative regulation of transcription by RNA polymerase II.